UCCGUGGUGAUUUUUUGGCUUGAAAUGCAAGCUGAGUCUUGUUUGGUUUUGACGAUCGGUUUUUCGUUGGGAGUUGGUAGUUGGUAGUUGGUGGUGGGGAGAUGUAAAGACUGAGUACAAAAUGGGAUUGGAUUUCUCGUCUUUGGGUGUGUUGGUGUCCUUCAUUGUACAGUUUCCUUCCUUUUUUUUAGCCAUCGUCAGACUCACUUGAACGUGUCGCACUUCAAAUCUUCUCAUCACAACAUCGUUCUGUCAUAAGCCGUACCUUGGAGAAGAAAACGCAACAAUGGUAACCAUCCCCCAAACCCACAAGGCCGUCGCCACACCCGCCAAACGCGCGCCCCUCAUCCUCCUCGACCGCGAGACAAAACCCCCAGGGCCGGGCGAAGUCCUCAUCCUCAACGAAUGGACCGCCUCCAGCCCGCUCGACCUCCACCGCGCCGACGGCGGCCUCCUCUGCAACCACCCGGAAGUCAUGGGCGGCGGCGCAGCAGGGACCGUCGUCGCCGUAGGCCCCGACCCGGACCCGGCGGACGCCGAACGGCUGAAGCUGGGGGACAAGAUCUUUACGUUUGCGUUUCAUCAUUUUAGCGAGCGCGCGCAUCAGGAUUUCGCGACGGUGCCGGGAUACUUGGUCUCCAAGCUGCCCGCGAACGUGACGCCGCAGGAGGCGGCGACGGUGCCGACGAAUUUGAUUACCGUGUUCCACGCCGCGACGGCGGAUUUGGGGUUGGAGCUGCCGUGGCCUAGGCCCGAGGGGGCAGAAGCAUGGGUCCCGCGCGCGAGGGAUGAUGCUGUGCUUGUUUGGGGUGCCGCGAGUAGUGUGGGCGUGUAUGCGGUGCAGGUGUUGCGGCACUGGGGGUAUCGGAACGUCCUGGCCGUGGCGAGCGAGAAGCAUCACGCGCAGCUGAGGGCGAUGGGCGCGCGGGAGACGUUUAGUUACCGGGAUGCGGAUGUUGUGGAGAAGAUUCUGGGGGCUGUUGGUGAAGAGGGCGUGCCGUUUGUGUUGGAUUGUAUCGGUUCCGUCGAGGGCACGCUGAGGCCGUUGACGAAGAUUGCGGGGAAGGGGACCAAGGUUGCUGUCAUGUUGCCUGUGAUUGUGCGGGAUGCGACGGAGGAGGUUGAACCCGAGUAUGAGAUGGAGGUGAAGAAUGUGUUGGUUGGGGAGUGGGCUGAUGGUGUUGAGCUCCGGGGGGUGAGGACGCAUUUCUACCUGGAGCAGAAUGAGUUCUUCAAGGAAAAGAUGCAGAGAGAGAUUGUGCCGACGCUCCUGGAGCAGGGCAUCAUCAAGCCCAACAAGCAAAAGGCUGUCGAGGGCGCCACCAUGCUGGAACGGGCGCAAAAAGCGAUUGAGUUGCUGAGGAAGAGAGAUCCCAGCGGUGAGCGUUUGGUCUGGAGGGUUUCGGAUCUAGAUCUGAAGCUGUGAGGUGGUUGCGUUGGUCGUUAGCCGCUAGGUAUGCAACGAGUGCGAAUAUCACUCAACUGGCCCACGCCUAGAAAAAGAAGGAUCAUAUCCAUAGUAGAAAGAAUAGAGGUCUUUAAAUGCUUUUUGUGACUUUGUUCCUGCUUUUGUAAUCUGCCGACCAUCUGCUGAAAGAAGC
Messenger RNA from Colletotrichum phormii, 1601 nucleotides. Its product is annotated as zinc-binding dehydrogenase. The record is from RefSeq and is a predicted model, not a curated record. The coding region runs from base 287 to 1426 and encodes 379 amino acids. NCBI's taxonomy places the organism in Eukaryota, Fungi, Ascomycota, Sordariomycetes, Glomerellales, Glomerellaceae. The transcript has 2 exons. Gene Ontology annotation, molecular function: oxidoreductase activity, acting on NAD(P)H.